AUGACUUCCCUCGUUACCAGUUUGUGGGAGUCGGUAUUCACUCCAGGAACCACUCCAGCAUUGGUGCUUUCGACGCAUCUCUCGUUUCUAUGCUUAAGUGUGACGCUGAUCUCGUUGAUCUUUAUAAACGGUUCAAUCCAUUUUGUGAACUUGUUGGUAAUUGCACUGCUAUUAUGGGGAACUGUCACCUGGUUCAUUGGUGAACUUGAAAGAGAAAAGAGUAAGUUGAAAAGCAAUGAACAGUUACAAGAGGAGUCCAAGGUAGACCAAUCUACAACCGAAAAGACAAAAACCUCAGCUGAGUCGAAGGAUUCUGAGCCAAAAAAGGUAAAAUGA
This is a messenger RNA of Komagataella phaffii GS115, 336 nucleotides long. RefSeq lists its product as uncharacterized. Gene Ontology annotation, biological process: vacuolar proton-transporting V-type ATPase complex assembly. NCBI's taxonomy places the organism in Eukaryota, Fungi, Ascomycota, Pichiomycetes, Pichiales, Pichiaceae. The record is from RefSeq and is a predicted model, not a curated record. The transcript has a single exon. Bases 1 to 336 code for a protein of 111 amino acids. Gene Ontology annotation, cellular component: endoplasmic reticulum membrane.